Molecule: messenger RNA, 1139 nt
Organism: Oxyura jamaicensis (ruddy duck)
Lineage: Eukaryota; Metazoa; Chordata; Aves; Anseriformes; Anatidae
Product: oviduct-specific glycoprotein-like
Exons: 4
Source: RefSeq, a predicted model, not a curated record
AUGGCCUCCACCGAUGUCACCCGCGUGCCACCCGCGGGGGUCCCCGGGUGCCGUGGCCACCGCCAGUGCCACCAUGGCCACCGCCAGUGCCACCGCGGCCACCAGCAGCGCCUCUGUGGCCACCGCCAGUGCCACCGCGGCCACCGCCGCCGUCCCCAGAGCGCCAGCGCGGCCGCUGCUGACGUCACCAAGGUGGCCGCUGCUGACGUCACCAGGGCGUCCCCUGUCCCCGUGGCCACCGCUGUUGUCACCAGAGCCUCGUCCGUGGGCCCUGCCGGAGUCAGUGACGUCAUCAAAAACAAUGCUGACGUCAUCAAAAACAAUGCUGAUGUCAUCAAAGCUAACACUGAUGUCAUCAAACCCAACGCUGAUGUCAUCAAACCAAAUGCUGAUGUCAUAAAAACCAAUGCUGAUGUCAUAAAAGCCAAUGCUGACGUCACCAAACCCAACACUGACGUCACCAAAGCAGUGACUGACGUCAUCAAACCCAACGUUGACGUCAUCAAACCCAACGUUGACGUCAUCAAACCCAACGCCGAUGUCACCAGAGCGGCCUGUGAUGUCACCAAAACCACCGUUGACGUCACCAGGGCCACAGUUGAUGUCGCCAGGGCCACCGCUGACAUCACCAGAGCGGCCAAUGACGUCACCAAAGUGACCCCUGACGUCACCAAAGCCACCGCUGACGUCACCAAACCCACGGCUGACGUCACCAAAACGACCCCUGACGUCACCAAGAUGACCUCUGACGUCACCAAGGUGACCUCUGACGUCACCAAUAUGACCCCGGACGUCAACAAGACGAUCUCUGAUGUCACCAAGACGCCCCCCGACGUCCCCAUGACGCCCCCCGACGUCCCCGGGGCCGCCGCUGACGUCACCGUCCACGCCGCCGCCAGCGCCGCCGCCGCCGUCCUCGCCGCCGUCCCCGCGGUGGCCGCGCCGGGGAAGAAGAAGAAGAAGAAGCGCAGCUCCUCCUCCUCCUCCUCCUCCUCUUCCUCCUCCUCCUCGUCCUCGUCUUCCUCCUCCUCCUCCUCCUCCUCCUCGGACUCCGACUCCAGCUCCAGCUCCUCCGACUCGGCGCCGCCCUCGCCGGCCCCCGCCCCCGGCACCGAGCCCAGCGCCGGCGUCCAGCCCGG